Messenger RNA from Hordeum vulgare subsp. vulgare (domesticated barley), 1435 nucleotides. RefSeq names its product GDSL esterase/lipase APG-like. NCBI's taxonomy places the organism in Eukaryota, Viridiplantae, Streptophyta, Magnoliopsida, Poales, Poaceae. The record is from RefSeq and is a predicted model, not a curated record. The transcript is spliced from 5 exons. The coding region runs from base 54 to 1151 and encodes 365 amino acids. Gene Ontology annotation, molecular function: hydrolase activity, acting on ester bonds. Gene Ontology annotation, cellular component: apoplast.
GCAACUCCAAACAGUUGUCCUGCAAAUAAAGCUCACGGAAGCUCCGUGCUUUCAUGCAACUCCAAAUAUUUGUUCCGCACUGUCCAAUGGCCAUGAGGCGCUUGCUGCUGCUGCUCCCUGUGUUCCUAGUUUUGGCCGGACAAAUGGAACAUUCCGGCGAAGCACGGCCACAGGUUCCAGCGCUCAUGGUGUUUGGCGACUCCCUGGUCGACGUAGGUAACAACGACUACAUUCUCACGGUCGCAAAAGCAAACGCCCCUCCCUACGGCCGUGACUUCAAGGACCAUGUCGCCACCGGGAGGUUCAGCAACGGCAAGCUGAUUAGCGACAUCAUAGGUGAAAAGGUUGGGUUUAAUGGCUCCCCUCCUGCAUAUCUCGACCCACAGGCAUCAGGGAAGAACCUUCUGCUAGGAGCAAACUUUGCAUGUGCUGGAGCGGGCUACUAUGAUCCCACGGCAUCUAUAUUUAAUGUAAAUUCUUUGUCGCAACAAUUAGAGAAUUUCAAAGACUACACAUCUAAGCUGGAAGUGGAGGCAGGUAGUAGACAGGCUCAGUCCAUUAUUUCAAACUCGCUCUACAUCAUCAGUGCUGGUUCAGGUGACUUCGCCAACUACUACAUAAACCCAUUGCUUUUCACGACUCGGACAGCCGACCAGUUCUCUGAUCUCCUCAUCGGGAUCUUCAAUAACAUCGUGACGCAACUUUAUGGUAUGGGAGCAAGACGCAUUGGUGUUUUCUCGUUGCCACCGUUGGGCUGCUUUCCCUUGGCGAUCACGGUACUUGGCCUCGGCAGCGACAAGUGUGUGCCGAGGCUCAACAAUGACUCUGAGAGGUACAACAUGAAGUUCAAUGCAGCUGUCGAGUCAUUGUCCAAGCAGCACAGUGAUCUCAAGAUUGUGAUCCUCGACAUCAACAAGCCUCUAUACAGCCUUUCCACCAGUCCGGAGGCACAAGGGUUAAGCGAGGCGAGGAGGGCUUGCUGUGGGACGGGACUAUUGGAGCUAUCUGUGUUCCUCUGCAAUACCAAGUCUAUUGGUACUUGCUCAAACGCUACAACAUACGUGUUUUGGGACUCGGUCCAUCCGUCGGAGGCCACGAACGAAGUGGUUGUUAAUUCAUUCACAAAUGGUAUCAAGCAGCUGGUUACAUAAAUGAUUGGAGGAGCCGGUUCUGCACAGCUCCAGUGUUCUGUUUCCUUGAUAGCGUGAAAAGGUCUUACACUUUGAGACGGAGUGAGUAUUUGUCAUCACACAACAGUAAGAUGGGUGUCUUGAAAUAAAACAAUUGGUGACUGGUUUCCAGUAAAAAGAGCGAUGAUUAGUUAACCUUGAAAGUCUUAUAGCUAUACCCCUAGAGCUAUGUCCAUUUGAACCGCGGGACGGCUCACUAACUUUAUCUCUCAUUUACUUGUAAAUCAUAUGUCUAUCAUUCAGAA